Molecule: messenger RNA, 455 nt
Organism: Argiope bruennichi
Lineage: Eukaryota; Metazoa; Arthropoda; Arachnida; Araneae; Araneidae
Product: glycine-rich protein-like
Exons: 3
Coding region: 36-383 (115 amino acids)
Source: RefSeq, a predicted model, not a curated record
CGCUUCAGCUGCAAAACACCAUAAAUUAAUUAAAGAUGUUUCGUCUUGCCAUCUUUGCUUGCAUUGCUUUGUGUCUAGUACAAGGAUCUUUUCUUCCUGUCCAACCUUAUGACUACGGAUAUGCCGUCAGGGAUCCUUUCAGCCAUCAGUACAAACAAGAAGCCGGAAAUGGCGUUGGAGGUGUAGUGGGGAGCUACGGUACCGUUGAUGCUAGAGGAAACUUUCAAUACAGGAACUAUGCAUCGGGUGCCGGAUAUCCCAUCUAUGGAUAUGGAUUAAAUGGAUACGGACUUAGAUACGAUGGAUAUGGACUUCCAUAUGGGGCUUAUGGAAAUCUUGGUUAUGGUUAUGGAGGCGUAUUGGGACACCCCGCAUUGUUUUAAAUGCUAUGGAGUGCCUUGAUCUGCUUACAAUUAUUAAUUAAAUAUUGCUAUCAUAAAUGAUUAUUUUGAAUA